UUAUGACAAAAUUUUUACCCCUGAAUAAUCCAUCCACAUGGCUGAAGCACUGGGCGUCGCAGCAUCUGCCAUCAGCCUUUUGGCUGUGGUAGAGCAGAUUGUCCACAGCAUAAACAGACUACGAGAUUUACACACGUUUAUGAAAACAGCGCCAGAUGAACUCCAAAAUCUCAUUGAAGAUAUUGAAACUGUCCAGGAAAUUCUGUUGUCACUCAAGCCGGAAAUGCUCAAAUUCCUGAAUAUUUCAUCUGCAGAACGUCGUUUACUACGCUUCCAGAAAGAUCUGGACAUGCUCAUCUUGACGAUACAAAAAUACAUCAAAUCUGCAGUGAACAGAAUAGGGGCUCUGAAGCUUGCAUUGAACAAGGAGGCACUUGACAAGAAGAGACAGAAUCUUGAGAAUGUCAGGUCUACACUUCUCCUUGUUCAACAGGCUUACUGCAGUGCCUCUUUGUACGAGAUCCAUGCCAGGAUAUCUGCACCAGUUGCAGUAAAAGAGAAAAAGCCGAGGAACGAAGAAACCUCGAUGGGGUGGCCUUAUAAAAGGGAGUAUAAACACAGAUUGCAAUACAACAGUGGCUAUAGACGUGAGAUCCGUUUCAGGACGCCAUUAUGGUUUGUUGACAAGAUGUGGAGUAUCAGAGUCGACCGUUUCUAUUCAGGCUUCACCUUGAGCAUCCAAACCCAGAAUGUUAUACCACAAGGGUCGCCAAUAUUCAAGUACUGUGCCAAUGGAGAAGUUGAUAAAAUAAAAGAAACGUUUGCCAGCCGACUGGCGUCUCCUUUUGAUUGCGAUUUUGAAGGAAUAACUUUGCUCCAUGUGGCUGCAUCCAACCAGUACUGUGGUGAUGAGCUCUUCGAUGACGAUCCUGUCACACAAGCCUCGGGCUUUCAAGCACCCCCGGAAGUUCUCGCGAUGAUACAAGGUCAUUUCUUCGAGGACUACUCCAAGUUGCCUCUUGAGUUCCGCUUCAAACAGGCGACGUCUCUUCUACACACACCUUUCUCACAUCCCAAUGCAGACAUUAUUCGAGUUGCCAUGGGCGGUGGUUCCAUUGACCCCGCUGCCUACUCUCUGGAGAAUGAGGGCGAAACUCUGCUACAUAGGAUUGUACGUGGUUUGGCACUUGUUAUCAUACAAAAGCGGGCCAGCUAUAUUGCAGGAUGGCGCCGCCUCUUUGCAGAUGCGGUGGCAGCUGGUGCUGAUCUCUGCUACGUAUCAUCUCGUUUCAGCUUAACACCUUUAAUGCUAUUCUUGAGCUACUUUACACAGCCCUGGUGCAUACCAACGAAGAACUACGUCAAUACGAUUUUGGAAAUAUGGCUGUCGGAGCUAUUGCUGGCGGGCAUCGAUCUAGCCAUCUACGGAGCAAAUGAGAAAGCCCUGCACACAUCUGGCGCUGCUCGUACAAGUCUCUCCGUUUUUAAUAAUGGUGAUGAAAUAUGGUUUCGCCUAUUCUUGCUGAAAUAUGGAGCGAAGCUGGAAGAUUGGAAUAUACUGUCAACUGAUCCGGUGGACUCCUUGGUCGGCCAAUUUUGGGAGAUGGUGGAAAGAGCUGAAGAACGGAUGCCGGGUGCUUGGCUUUGA
Aspergillus wentii DTO 134E9 is the source of this 1588-nucleotide messenger RNA. RefSeq lists its product as uncharacterized. The transcript has 4 exons. Lineage: Eukaryota; Fungi; Ascomycota; Eurotiomycetes; Eurotiales; Aspergillaceae. Bases 38 to 1588 code for a protein of 516 amino acids. The record is from RefSeq and is a predicted model, not a curated record.